Messenger RNA from Talpa occidentalis (Iberian mole), 6482 nucleotides. RefSeq names its product metaxin 3 (gene MTX3). Gene Ontology annotation, biological process: mitochondrion organization. The transcript is spliced from 9 exons. Gene Ontology annotation, cellular component: SAM complex. Bases 17 to 955 code for a protein of 312 amino acids. The record is from RefSeq and is a predicted model, not a curated record. Lineage: Eukaryota; Metazoa; Chordata; Mammalia; Eulipotyphla; Talpidae.
GGUCAGCUCUGGCAAGAUGGCGGCCCCCUUGGAGCUCAGUUGCUGGGGAGGCGGCUGGGGGCUCCCAUCGGUGCACAGCGAGUCUCUAGUGGUGAUGGCUUAUGCCAAAUUUUCUGGUGCACCCUUAAAAGUCAAUGUCAUUGAUAACACCUGGAGAGGUUCAAGAGGAGAUGUACCAAUUUUGACAACUGAAGACAACAUUGUUUGUCAACCGGCAAAAAUACUAAACUUUUUAAGAAAACAGAAAUAUAAUGCUGAUUAUGAACUCUCAGCAAAACAAGGGGCAGAUACACUGGCUUACAUUGCUCUCCUUGAAGAGAAACUUCUUCCUGCAGUGCUUCACACGUUUUGGGUUGAGAAUGACAAUUACUUCACUGUGACAAAGCCAUGGUUUGCUUCACGAAUUCCUUUUCCCUUGAGUUUGAUCCUGCCUGGAAGAAUGUCUAAGGGAGCACUUAACAGGAUUCUCCUGACCAGAGGUGCGCCUCCCCUCUACCAGCUUCGAGAAGUAGAAGCACAGAUAUACAGAGAUGCCAAGGAGUGCCUAAAUCUUCUGUCAAAUAGAUUGGGAACAUCUCAGUUUUUCUUUGGGGAUACGCCUUCUACUUUGGAUGCCUAUGUUUUUGGUUUUCUUGCACCUCUUUAUAAAGUACACUUUCCCAAAGUUCAGUUACAAGAACAUUUGAAACAGCUCUCCAACCUGUGUCGCUUUUGUGAUGACAUCUUAAGCAGUUAUUUUAGGCAUAGUCUUGGAGGCAUCUCUCCUGCUGGACAAGAGACAGUAGAUGCAAAUCUACAGAAACUCACACAACUCGUAAAUAAGGAAUCCAACUUGAUUGAAAAGAUGGAUGAUAAUCUUCGUCAAAGCCCUCAGCUUCCUCCUCGGAAACUGCCAACACUUAAACUGACUCCAGCAGAAGAAGAAAGUAAUUCUUUACAACGAUUAUCACCCUGACAUGCUUUGUGUCCAAAGUCAUGUGAUUGUUGCAGUAGUCUCUUAUACUAAGUGUUGUGGAGGCAAAAAGAAAAUGCCAUUAAGAGGUAUGAAGAAGACUCCUAAAACAAAAGAAACUUUCUACAAUCUCUAUUUUUUUUAAUUAGGAAACUUGUAUUUUAGCUUGGCAAUGCACUUUAAAUAACAUCAAAUUGAAUGCUAAAUGAAUCUGGGGAAAAAGGAAAACACUGUACUGUAUAUAUAAAAAAAAAAAACCUGCCUUAAUUUUGGCAGAUUUUUGCCUCUGGUUCACAUGUUGCUGACCAAAACUAUAAUUCUGUUGUGAAUGUGUACUCUUAAUUUAUUCAUGUUGAUGUAUUAAUUUCAUUUUCUUAGGUCAGUAUUAAUAUCUAAUUUUUGGCUCUUUGGCUGAGGCUUCUUUCUUCAGUUUAGAAAUAUGAUGCCUACAUUAGAAAUUAGAAUAAUUAUAAAUUAAUAGAAAAGUUGGCAUUUAACUUUAAAAAGCAGUGAGGAAUGUGCUUUUUUAAUUAUGCUGUCAUAAAUCUAAUCUUUCAGGGUUUAGUACCAUAUAUAAAGGUGUCAUAUUAAUCUGAUUAUAUGUACUUCAAUGUAACACUAAUAUUUGCUGAUGUGUUCAAUAUAGUUAGCAAGGGCUCUUUUAGUUUAUUGGAUGACUAUGGCAGCUUUAGACCUCUGAUGUAUAGUACAACUUUAACUUUAGUCAUUUUUUUUCCUUGGACUGAUUGCAGGAGAAAUGAAUGUGUUGGUCAUCACUAUUAUACUAGGCUGUAAAGUCUUAUUGAACCUUGCCCAAUUGUUAGCUAAUACUCAGGAGAAGCCCCACUACCAGAGUAACAGAAGUACCCACUGUGUCUGGUCUAGGUCAUUAUGCUUAGUUCAGACCAGUAUUUAUUCUUAAAGCGCAUAUGUAGUCAAAGGUUCUAUGACAACUUAUAAUCUUCCAUAUAGUUUAUAGUUGAAGGGCCCAAAGGAAUAAUCAGAAAUAGCAGAUAUUAAAGACUAAUUUCUAACAGUUGUUAAAUGGUUAAAGGAUUUUACUUAUUGUAUAAUAGAAUCUUGCUUAUUUUAGUAGCUGAGGUGCUUCUGUUGUCCUAAAACAGCUUCUGGGGUUUUCAAAAUACAGGACCAUGUUUUUGAUUAGUGUCUUAAAAGAUUACUAUGGUGCUCAGAAACCCCCAUGUUAAGAAAAGAACCUCAUCUUAUAUGAGCCGAGUGGAGCUCAGUUGUGUUUGACUUGCAUCUCCCAAUAUGUCCUGUAUUUAGAUAGCUAUUUAAACAGUGAUCUUUAAGUCAAUAUGAGUAUUUUUUCCUUGGAAGUUUUAAUUAAAUGAGAAAAAAGGUAGUCUUCAUAAUCAUGAUGUGUUCAUGAGUUGGGAUGCAUUUAGGGAAAAUUCCUAAUGAGUUUCACAUUACUUCUACAAAUGGUGAGGGAAGAGAGAGAGUUAAUUUUGCAUUAAUCUUUAAAAGCAGGUUAUUAGUUUCCAGCAAUCUGAAAUCUGUGAGUAUUUUAUAGUGAAAAUCAUGACCAUGGGACUUUAUUGUUCUCUAGAAUUUAUGUAUAUUGCAGAAGGGUGGUUAACCCAUUAGUUAGAUAUGUUUGUCCUAGUCAGCUUAGUCAUUUUCAAUUAUGAUUUAUUGUAAACCUUCCAAAAAGCAAAGGAAUGGCUCACAGUUGUAAAAUAGGACAAUUACAAUUAGUUUUUUUGGAAAACAAAAAAAUUGUAGGAGAAAGAGCAAUAGCAACCUUAUUAUGCACAGUGUAUAAUUGAAGGGCAAAUGUAACUCCAUGUUUCUUCUUGGGUAAAGUCAAAAGUUAAAAAUUACUGUAUAAGUUUUCUGCCAGUAAAACUACUAAUACCCAUGAGUAAGAAAAAUCUGGGAAAUCACAUUCCUAGGACAUACAGAUAUCAGCCAGUAAGUAGAAUGUAAUGUUUCAGGUGUUGAAAGUUUAAUCAGAAGUUAUUUUAGAAUAACAAGCAUUUGUCCUUUUAGUAGAGAGGGCAACUGUAAAUAUAAUUUGCUUUUGAUCAUUCCUGCUUUGAAUUCCCGUUAGUCUUACAGUACAUAGGUCAUGAUAUUUUCAGACUACCUUUUCCUAAGAUGUAAAAUGUGGUUUAGAUAAGUGAGAAUUUAUAUGUUGGGGUACUUAGUAGAGCUUUUUUGAUAUAUCCCAAUAAGAUGCUAGGAAGCAAUAUCUGAGCACAGACCACGCUAGGGACCAGCGACACAGACAGAAACCCUUGGAAAAGAACAAUUUUUCAGAUUGGGCAGAGACCUUAUAAUCAGCUUGUCAGGUAGGUUUUGGAUAAAGCUUGAAUUUGCCGAGUGAGAUAAGUGGUCCAUAAUCUUAAAGUACUUGGAGGUGAUGGCGGAGGAUAAUGUGAUAGAAAGGAAUAUGUGUUUAUAUUUGUUGGUAGUAUAGGAUUAGAAAAUUGAUCAGAUAAUCCCCAUAAAAGAUCCUCAUCAUCAGUUAUUCAUAAAAGUAGGCAUUCUCAUGACAUAAAGAAACUAAAGAACAGAGGAUAGGCAUUGCUUCACAGUGGUUCCCCCCUCCCUCCCCCACUACAAAUGUUGGCAUUGACAAACAAAUCAAAUUUCAACUUAAAUAAGUCUGUAUUAAUAUUUGACUAUUAGAGAGUUUACAUUAAGUCCAAAGCAUAUUGAUUUCCAUUUGUAAUUUCUGUCAUUUAAAAUAUUGCUAGAUAUAUUAACAUGAAGAAAUGGGAACACUUAUUUUAGUCAGCUAAGUUACUUUCAGGAGUCUGCAAAAAUGGAAACAAUUUAGUCAUCAAAAGAGGCAGGAAUUGGUAAUAAUGACAUCUUAGAAUAGCAAUUGUUCAAGGUGGCUUCAUGUGAUAAAAAUGGUAUUUGAAGUUGGUAGUAUGUUUUCUGAGAGCCUCUUCCAAGGAUAUAUAUUUAGAUUCUUUUAUAGUUUUCAUAAACCAAACAUUUUAACCCUUUAAAACCAAACUCUGAAUGCUUAAAGACAGGAAGCUCACUGAUAGUACAUAGGAUCUCUCCGUACUCUCUUUUGCUACUUCUGUGGGUUUGUAAUUAUCUUAAAAUAAAAAAGAUCUUAAAAAGGAAAUUUAAUAAAGUACAUGUAUUAUUGUGUAUUAAAUUAGAAUUUAAAAUAUAACACUCCAAAGAUAAUAUUUAGUAUUCAGUUCCAGAUGAAUAAAUACAUAAGAAAAAUAUAAUUUAUUUCAUUUUUGAAUUUAAAGAAAAAAUUAAACUCAUGUUUGUAAUGAAUUAUAAUGUAAAGACCUUUUGCCUUAUCCAAAAAGAAGAACAAUUUAUCACCAAGAAUCCUUUUCCCUAGAAUAUCAGACAAGAUCAUAGGCUUCCCUAGGAUAUCAAAAAUUCUGAUCAUUCAGAAAUUUGCUGUUAGAUGAACUAAAGGUUGAAAAUCCAACUAUUCUUAAAGAUUUGAUUGAGGCUUCAUUCGAUUUUAGAAAUGGUGAUUUUCACAGAAAUGUAAAGAUAAGUUUUGUUAAAGGGUUUGCAAAAAGACAGUGUACCCCAAAACAAACUUGCUAGGAUAUAGAGUUUGUUAAGAGCCCAGGUUACCUGUCCUAGACUCUCAGAAUCAAAGUAGAUAUUGAAAUUAUUUGUUCCAGGCCAAUGACUACUAGUGAGAAUUAAUAUUACUGAACAAUGAUAUAAGAAGGACGUUUAACUGUAUUUUUAUAAAUAGAGAGGGGGAAUGCUAUAAUGGAAGACUAUUCAGAACAAAACAAACUAGUUUCUUUAAAAACAUAGGAAGGUGAGUCUUUUUGUAGCUUCAUUAUUUCUAAUUUUUCGUCAUUAAUACUAUAAGCUUUUAAAAACAUCUUUUAGCUCCUAAAGGCAGAAUGUAUUAUUAAAUGACUAGAAGGUUCUGUGGCCAAAUAAAUUCUGGAAAUGCUGGGUUAGAAACAAUUAAGGGUCUGUAUUUUAUAUACCAUUUCCCUGGUUUAUUUUAAUGUGUGUAUGUUUUUAAAAGUAGGUGGAAAUUGUGUUCUGAGAAAUACACAUAGGGAAAUAACUGCCUUAAGGUGUUUUUACUUGUUUGACUCAUUGCAAAGGUUUGUUAUUGAUGGGUUCCUUUUCAGUGGGCAGUGAUAAAAUGGAAACACAGGUGAGGACCCCUGGACCAUGGAGUUGAGAGAGUAGUGGCUACAAGUUUAGGAUACUGGAUUCUUAGACACAUGUGAGGUUCCUGGUCUGUCUAGCCCCUUUCCCUUAAAUAACAGUUGGCCUGAAAUAGCUGUAUAUGGGUAUGAGCUAGUGUUUUUAGAAAACUAACCAGUUCCAUGAGAAAAAGGGAACCAACUUGUACUCCGGAACAAUUUUCUCAACCCUUUAUGGCUUUAAAAGUGCCAAAAAGACAAUGGGUAUUUAUAGAAUUAAAGUCACAUACAAGCUAGUCAAUUUGGAUGGAUGGAUGGAUGGAUGCAGAAGUUUACAGUUGUUGCAGUGACAGCAGAGGAAGUUUAACAUUUUUUGUUAUAUUACUGAAGAUGUGGUCUAAACAAGGGUUGUAUGUUUCUUUGCAUUUUCUAGGAUGAAGGUUUAGUUUUCAUUAGAAGUCCAUAUCCUAAAUUAUUUAAACCUCACUAGACCUCCAAAUUUCAGAGGACUAAGUAUGUUUGAUUUCAUUUCAGAGCAUAAAAUCAGAUCACUAAUCAGGCAUAUGGAUGCUUUUCAUUUGUUUUCCUCAAUGUGUACAGUUGCAGAUUGGGAACUCCACAUUUUAUAUGUGUAUUUGAUGGAAAGUUUGCCUUGCAGUUUUGAUUUGUGUGUAAUGGUGAACAUCUAGCCACGUGAGAAGCAGUUGGAUCUUUGUUCUGAUUCUUUAGUUUUCCUCAUGCAAAUUUAGAGAUACGCCUUUUAAUCAUUUAGUUUACACCCAGAUCACAUUGGAAAUCAAGAAAAAUGACUUGCCAGAGUUUGCAUCAGGUCUCAGUGACUCAUGCAUUAUAGAGAAGGUUAUACUGACCACUCGUUUUUUGGACCAUUGACUAAUUUUCCUUGUACUUCUGGUGUCUUUAUCUCUUGGAGAGAGUGGGGUGUACUCAAGCUUUUAUGUUAAAUACAUAAGGAAAAGCUUUAUUCCUCAUCUAACUCAAUGUUUUAUUUUGUAAACUAGGAAAUAAUGUUUUUUCCUGUUUUCUGUUCAUCUUAAAGUAGCAACUGGAAUUGUUUCUAAUGUAACUUUAGCUUUCUGGAAAAUUGACAGUAAAGAAGAUAAAUAAUAUAUGUAUACAUAUACUGGUUUUGUCCCAGUGUGCAAAUACUAGGUUUUGCUAUAAAGUAAACAAUCUUCAAAAUAAGCAAUGUUAGUCUUAAUUUCAAUAUUCUAGCCUUGCCUACUGGGAAUAUAUUUUACUAAGAGACUGUGUAUAGAUACCCAGAAGUGGUGUUAAUGAUCACUGUUGUAAAGAAUUUAUUCUGAUAAAUGGGAAACUGGAUAUAAAUCAAAAUAGCUAUUUUCACAAUAAAAUUUCAAAUUGCCUGAAUGUUU